AUUUCAAAUGGAAAUCGCUGAGGUCACAGCCUUAUUCUUUCUUGUUCUUACUGUCCUGACACUAAUUCAGUCCAAUUCGUGCACUGAUAACAACCUAUUCUAUUAUUGAAAAUAAAGAUUAAAUAUUAAACUGCAACAAGUGCCAGAUUGGCGGUUUCCAAACAACACAGGUUCUGUAGCCCUUGUGAAGCACUGGGGAGAAAUAUGUAAAAGUUGACAUUUUCUUUACAUUUAGUUUAUGACUAACUCCCAAUGUGUCCUCUCUCCAUAGUUUGACAUAAAGAUCCCGGUUGCCAUUGUCAACUGUAGUUGCAGUGUUUCCUGUGGAUCCAGGGGAUUUUAAACAAAACUCUUACAUAACAUGCAGUAUGGGAGCCAAACACAGUAAAACAUGUACAGACACAGAUGAGGAUCCAUUAAUUACAAAUGAAGUGUUAGAUGAAGAGGAGGUCCUGUUUAAUCGUUUGGAUUUUGUGCUUAUUGGAGGUAAGGGUGCUGGAAAGAGUACCGUAGGAAACAUAAUCCUUGACAAGAAGUCCUCUUUCUGGAUAUUCAGUAAUAAACAACGUGUGAAGAAAAUAAAUCAGAAAAUAACUGUGAUCCGCACUCCAGGCUGGAGUGAGUCUGGACUCUAUAGCAGUCAAAAGAAGAUAAAGCGGCAGAUCCAAGACUCUGUUAAGUCAUUUAAAGACGGACCUAAUGCUGUCCUCUUGGUCAUUGAAUCCACCUCUAAAAAGUAUAGUUUUAAUAUGGGUGAGCAGAAUAUACUGGAAGAUCUGCUUACCAAGGAAGUAUGGGAUUAUACUGUGGUGUUGUUCACAAAAGGGGAAAAACUGGCUGAAUUUGACCUCAGUGAGCAGAAAAUCAAAGAUACAUUUGAGCAUUUGAUAAGAAAAUGUGGAAACCGGUGUCAUGUUCUCUAUGACAACAAGCCACGCAAGCAACAAAACAGGGAGGUGAUCAAGACAUUGGAGGACAUGUCUCUUAAAAACAAAUAUGAGAAUUUCUACGUGGAGCAAGAUGACACCGAUUCUUUAACGAUAUCCAAGAGGUUGAUGAAGAAGAUCGCUCUGAAAGGAAACAUUUUGAACAAAAUUACAAAACUUUAUUCACGUCUAUCAACUGAAAAUGGCAGAUCCAACGAGUCCCUUCAGAAUGAAAUCAAAAAACUGAAAGAGAUCCUUAAACAGAAGAAUGCGGAUAUAACAAGACUACAGUCUUGUCUUAAUCAGCAUUCAGGGACAGACUCUCUCAGUCUGUCAAAUAUAGACAGACAGACACAGACAGACUGUCCAGGACUCCCCGAAGAAAACCAACAGAAACAUCCCUUGAUGGGAGAAGAUAGCAAUGAGGACACAAAAGUGGAGAGAAAAUACUGGAUGAAUGAGGUGAAGGAGAGGGAUAUAGAGAUAGAACAGUUAAAGACUAAGUUGGGAAAGCAAGCCAGCUAUGGUACCAUUGCAAAACCAGUGAACAUGAAUGGGAGACAGGACACAAAUGGUAAAUUCUUCAAGAAACACAAGUUGGCGUUGGAGGACCGUCUGGGACUGUUGCGGCCCAUACUUCGGCUUCUCCAGGAGCGAGGGGUUCUGAAUGACGAGGAGAGGCAGGAGGUGGACAACAAAACAAACAAGACACUGAAGAACCAGGCCCUGCUGGAAAUGGUUUUGUUGAAGGGAGCUUGUGCCCAUGAGCAGUUCUACCAGGUACUGAGAGAAGUAGACCCUUUCCUAGUAAAGGACCUGGAAGAGAAGACAAGUUGACAAGAGCAGGUUGGUGUGUAGUUAAGGAUUCCGACCCCAACCAGAAUAGGAGACCACUCUCCAGUUAUGUUUGACAUUAUCUGUGCUGCCUACCAGAUUAGGAACCUGUCGAUUUCUAAUCACUGGGAUUUACUGGGAUUUACAUGCAUUCAUUUUACUGGGAAUUACAUGCAUUCAGAGGGGUAAAGCGUUUUUCAAAAUAUACUGUUCAGAAAGGACAAUAUUCUUCACAUUACAUCACAAGUUAAAUGAUGUCUUAGCCUACUCCAUGUAAAAUGUAUCUUUUAAGUGUCUUGAAUAGGCCCCCAGGUCUCAGGAAAGGUGAUGUGACCAUGUAAGGCUAACAUUUAACAGCCUCUACUACACAGGUGUACUAACUGCACACAACAAGCUCAGGUAAAAGUAAAUACGCUGAUCAGGAAAGUCUGUGGUUGAAGCUUGACACCCCCUGGUGUCAUAGUGGAGGAUGGAAAUUGUUGGGCUUUGAAAAUGAUACUUUACACUGUAUCAUCUUGUGAGCCUCAAUCCAAAUCACUGCAUGUUAUAGUUCUGUCACUUCAUUUUGUAUUUUGUUUUAUCAUGUAUUUUCCUACCAUAGCCUAUUCUGCUGUGUGAAACACAAUUAUUUCUCAGUGUUC
Oncorhynchus mykiss (rainbow trout) is the source of this 2401-nucleotide messenger RNA. NCBI's taxonomy places the organism in Eukaryota, Metazoa, Chordata, Actinopteri, Salmoniformes, Salmonidae. The record is from RefSeq and is a predicted model, not a curated record.